Seriola aureovittata is the source of this 1022-nucleotide messenger RNA. RefSeq names its product transcription factor 7-like 2. The record is from RefSeq and is a predicted model, not a curated record. Gene Ontology annotation, biological process: regulation of transcription by RNA polymerase II; canonical Wnt signaling pathway. Bases 151 to 771 code for a protein of 206 amino acids. Gene Ontology annotation, molecular function: RNA polymerase II cis-regulatory region sequence-specific DNA binding; DNA-binding transcription factor activity, RNA polymerase II-specific. NCBI's taxonomy places the organism in Eukaryota, Metazoa, Chordata, Actinopteri, Carangiformes, Carangidae. Gene Ontology annotation, cellular component: beta-catenin-TCF complex. The transcript has 8 exons.
CGGUUCUCUCCACCACCGCUAAGAUCUCCUGCGCGGCCGUCGUCAGUUUCUCGCCGACGAUGACUCUCAGAAUCGCCGCUUUGGACACGUUGCAGAGACCGUCCAUGGCCUCGCGCUCCAUAACGGUACCGUGGGUCCAGGACGGAGCAGAUGUCCAGCAGAGGGGAGAUUGGACUGAUGAGCGGCCGGAAUCAAAACCCUGCAGCACCGACCUGUGGUAAACCUCAGGUGUUCGACUGGUGUCCGUCGCCACAGCAGCAGCAGUACUUAAACCUCACCAGCUGGGGGCGAAACAACACAACACAGACUCAGACCACUGCUGUUUCGUCCGUGCAUCCUCUCGUCCCUCUCCUCCUCUACAGUGACAGACAUUUCCCAUCAGCCUCCCCCCUCACUCAGCCAAUCAGCACAUCUGCUGCCGACCCGGCCGACGCCCACUCCAGGUCACACCCCUAUUACCACGGCAACAGUGUCACCAGCAGACAGGUGGUGAAGAAGCCUCUGAACGCCUUCAUGCUCUACAUGAAGGAGAUGAGACACAAAGUGCUGCAGGAGGGACGAGAGAGAGAGAGCGCCGCUAUCAACCGCAUCCUGGGACGCCGGUGGCACGCUCUGUCGCACUCUGAACAGUCCAAAUACUACGAACUGGCCCAGAAGGAGAGACUGCUCCACAUGCAGCUUUACCCUGGAUGGUCCGCCAGAGAUAACUAUGGGAAAAGGAAGAGGAAGCGCAGCCAACAGCCCUCAGGAAGCUGCUCCAGGCUCAGUUAAAAGGAAGGAAAAAUACUUCCUUAUCUUUCAUUUCAUUUAAUUUAAGCUCUACUCAUAGCUGUUGUGGUUUUGGCAGAAACUUGAAAUAACUCAUCAUUCAUCAGUCUGUCCUUUUUCUGCCAUUUAUUUGGGUGCAGUCCUCGAUAAUUCAUUCAUUCUAUUAGGAGUUGUAGUUAUAGUACAGCUGGGAAUUACUGCAAAAAUUACUACAAAAUGUGACAUGAAUAUCAAUAAAUGUGUGUAAUAAACAA